Abrus precatorius (Indian licorice) is the source of this 488-nucleotide messenger RNA. RefSeq lists its product as uncharacterized. Lineage: Eukaryota; Viridiplantae; Streptophyta; Magnoliopsida; Fabales; Fabaceae. Bases 60 to 488 code for a protein of 142 amino acids. The transcript has 4 exons. The record is from RefSeq and is a predicted model, not a curated record.
AAGAUAAUGAUAAACAAGAGAACAGAUGAGAAAAGAAGUAAGCUGAAGAAGAAAAAAGAAUGGCAGCUGAAGGAGUGAGCUUGAACCACAUAUCUCGAGAGUCCACUGACAUACAACGCCUUGCUCAAUUCUAUCAAGAGAUUUUUGGGUUCGAACAAGUCGAAACCCCCGACUUCGGAGAUUUCAAAGUUGUUUGGUUGCGCCUUCCCUCUUCUUCUCUCUAUCUUCACCUCAUCGAACGCAAUCCAACCAACAACCUCCCUGAAGGUCCAUGGAGUGCCACCUCACCCAUCAUUGACCCUUCCUUUCUUCCCAGAGGCCACCAUCUUUGCUUCUCCGUCUCGAAUUUCGAAUCUGUUCUCCAAACACUCAAGGACAAGGGUAUCGAGACUUUUCAGAGGUCCCUGCCUGAUGGCAAGAUCAAACAAGUUUUCUUUUUCGACCCUGAAGGUAAUGGUUUGGAGAUAGCUAGCAGGGAAGACUCGUAG